AUGCCCUCCCUCGCACAGACAUGUGAUCAUGUCCUAACAAGCAUAGAGGGACAUGAGUUUGGAAUUCCAACACUUUGGCCGCUGGCGGCAAGCUUCACGGCCAAACCGGCGUUGGAGAGCGAAUACUACGCAACCAACGCCGAGUUGGCCCGUAAAUUAGAUCGUCUUGUAUAUCUCAAUAAACGUAAACUUCUUCGGCUGCAGGAUGCGGCCGCCAUAGACGCUCAGUACAAGGAAAUGGUCAACGAUGAGCUUUUGAACGAUCUUCCCGAAAACGACUUGGAGCAGUUUCUCGUAGACCAGCUGCGCUUGAAGCGAGAUGUAGUCCUCCAAGAUGUUCUUCCGGCUGCACUCCCGAUCCUACGGGCAAUUCAUGUUGACAAUGCAGCGCUUACGGAGCUGGAGUGUUCUAUCUUGAACAAUUUGAAGAAAUUGUACUCAAGGUACAACAGCCAUCCUGGAAACAUUCGGCGACUCGUCGGCCAAUACCAACUGAAAAUCGCUACGACAGAUGCAAAGCUGCAGUUGAUGGCGUCUGUGGAUCGACUUUUGGCGGAGGAGGUAGCGCCCAGAAUCGACGCCCUUAAGAACGCAAACGAGGAGUAUGCGUCCCUCAACACAAUCUAUGAACGUGCCAAUGCACCUACAGAUGAGACAAGAGCAUUCGCCGAGGAUGUGAGCACGUUGUCGCGCCGCUUACAGAUAAUCUCGGUUCUUAGUGACCUCCUCCCAGCUCUUGUGCUCUGCCAUCCUUCCAAUUGGUACAACGACAAGUCUUUGAGAGAUAUCAUGGAAAAAUGUCAGAGCGCUGGUAGUCUACCUGAGCUCAGAGCUGCUUGUCCUCAGGAACUAGAUGUUCAUGAGUUGCUUCUGAUAGACAUUCCCACUAUCACGGAUGUAUAG
Australozyma saopauloensis is the source of this 903-nucleotide messenger RNA. RefSeq lists its product as uncharacterized. The transcript has a single exon. NCBI's taxonomy places the organism in Eukaryota, Fungi, Ascomycota, Pichiomycetes, Serinales, Metschnikowiaceae. The record is from RefSeq and is a predicted model, not a curated record. The coding region runs from base 1 to 903 and encodes 300 amino acids.